UCUCUGUGUGCCUCUGGAGAAAAAGCCAAAACCUUCAUGCUCUAUUACUCUGUCUCUCUCUUUUUUCACUCUCUCUCUACAGGGCACAAUGCAGCUCCGCUUGACGGCCACUGUGUCGGUAGUGGUGGUCCUCCUCUCAGUCAUGGUUUUCCUGUUACCCAACUCCGCUGAGGCCCACAACAUCACUCGCAUCCUUGCCAAGUACCCAGAGUUCUCAACCUUCAACCACUUAUUAACGGUGACACACCUCGCCGACGACAUUAAUCGUCGAACAACCAUCACUGUAUGCGUCGUCAGCAACGCCGGAAUGUCAGAGCUCCUCGCCAAACACCUCCCCAUCAACUCCAUCAAGAACGUCCUCUCUUUCCAUAUCCUCUUGGAUUAUUUCGGAGCCAAGAAGCUACACCAGAUCACCAAUGGCACAGCCCUCGCCGCCACCAUGUUCCAAGCCACCGGAGACGCUCCUGGAUCCUCUGGCUUCGUCAAUAUCACAGAUCUUCGCGGUGGCAAAGUCGGCUUCGGAACCAAAGAUGAUGGCACCGUCGACGCCACAUUUGUCAAGUCAGUGGAUGAAAUUCCGUACAACAUUUCCGUGAUCCAAAUCAGCUCGAUCUUGCCGUCUUCCGAAGCCGAAGCUCCGACUCCGGGACCGAGCCAGACGAAUCUGACCGAUCUCAUGUCCGCUCAUGGCUGCAAAGUCUUCGCCGAAACAUUGCUUGGCUCCGAUGCUGAAAAGACAUUUGACGACAAUAUUGAAAGUGGGUUAACGAUAUUUUGUCCCGGCGACGAUGCUUUCAAGAACUUCUUGCCGAAAUACAAGAAUUUAUCAGCUGCGGGACAGCAAUCGGUGUUGGAAUAUCACGGCGUUCCGGUGUAUCAGUCACUCUCAACGUUGAAAUCCAAUAACGGGGUUAUGAACACUUUGGCUACUGAUGGAGCGAACAAGUAUGAUUUUACUGUUCAGAAUGACGGCGAGGACGUGACGUUGAAGACGACGCGAGUGACGGCGAAGAUAACGGGGACGCUGAUCGAUGAACAACCGUUGGCUAUUUUCACGAUCGACAAGGUUUUGCUGCCGAAGGAGUUGUUUAAGGCUACUCUAACCCCAGCUCCGGCGCCGGCACCAGUGGCGGACGCUCCGAAGCCUUCCAAGAAGCAUAACUCGCCACCUGCACCAGCUUCUCCGGCGGAUUCGCCCGCGGAUUCUCCUGAUGGAGAUCCAGCGGAUCAGACGGCGGACAAUAACGGCGCCGUUGGAUUUAACGGAGAGAGAUUUGUUGCUUUGGGAUUGAGUCUGUGUUUGGCUUUCUUCUUUUCGUGAGUUAAUUAUUAGGUUUUUUUUUUUUUUGAACCUGUGAAAUAAGUAAGGCCUUUGUGGCUAUUAACUUAUUAGUUUUUUUUUUCUAUUUUGGGGGGUUUUAUGUGUGUUUUUUUAAUAUUUUUUUCUUUAAUUAAUUUCGUUUUUAUGAUUGAGAGAGUGUCAGUAUGGUUGUGAUUCGCCUUUGUCCCUGUAAGUUUCUAAAUGUUUGUUAGUCACAGAUGAUGUAGAUUUUCAAUUAUAUAAUCAUC
Messenger RNA from Ilex paraguariensis (yerba mate), 1569 nucleotides. Lineage: Eukaryota; Viridiplantae; Streptophyta; Magnoliopsida; Aquifoliales; Aquifoliaceae. The record is from the annotation of a GenBank genome assembly.